This is a messenger RNA of Zea mays, 1821 nucleotides long. RefSeq lists its product as uncharacterized. The transcript has 2 exons. The record is from RefSeq and is marked validated. Gene Ontology annotation, cellular component: membrane. Gene Ontology annotation, molecular function: glycosyltransferase activity. Bases 182 to 1531 code for a protein of 449 amino acids. Lineage: Eukaryota; Viridiplantae; Streptophyta; Magnoliopsida; Poales; Poaceae.
CUCCUGUGUGCUGUCUGCGCACUUGUCGUCCGUCCAUUGAGCUGAGCGAGCCAUCCCGUGAUCGCCGAUCCCCCAGUUGCCACCCUCACCGGCUGCCUGCCGUUCCCUCCGCCUCUCAAAUCCAGUGCCGUGCGGGCGCGGCGGCGGCUCCCCAGUUGGCAGUUGCCCAGCCCCCAGCAGCAUGACUACUACGACCAAGAAUCAUAAGCAGCAGCAGCUGCUGCAUAUGCUGCCCACGGCGGCUGCCCCGCCUUGGCCCGUAAGGACCAAGCUCCUGCUCUGCGCCGCCCUCGGCUUCGCGCUCGGCGUCGUGGCCACCGCGUCCCUCGUGAACUCCCCCUCCUACGCGACGUCGUCCGCCGCCGCCGCCGCGCUACGGGGAGGAGGAGGAGCGCUGGGCCUCGUCUUACCGCCGUCCGCCACCAGGAACGCCGCUCAGGACCGCCGCCCGCCGCCCAAACAAGCAGGCGCGGCACGGGCAACGGUCCGCCGGUCCCGACCGGAGCCGCCGGCUGGCACGGGCAUCACUAGCGCUGCAGCCCCGCCGCCGUCUGUUGUUGGCGCCGAGGGACCAGCAGCGCCUAGUGCCACCUCCCGUGUCAAUGGUGGUAGCAUCGUCAGCGACAGCGACGGCGACGACGAGGAGCUCAUGGCCCGGGCGGAGGCGUCGGCGCCGCGGGAGGUGCCUGCCGGCUGCAGGGUCCCCAGGGUGGCGUUCCUGUUCCUCGCGCGCUGGGACCUGCCCAUGGCGCCGCUGUGGGACGAGUUCUUCCGCGGCCACCGCGGCCUCUACAACGUCUACGUGCACUCCGACCCGGCGUUCAACGGCUCCGACCCGCCCGAGACCUCCGCCUUCUACCGCCGGAGGAUCCCCAGCAAGGAGGUGAAAUGGGGCGAGAUCAGCAUGGUGGAGGCGGAGCGCCGGCUUCUGGCGCACGCGCUGCUGGACGACCACUGCAACGCGCGCUUCGUCCUCCUGUCGGAGUCGCACGUCCCGCUGUUCGAUCUCCCCACGGUGCACUCCUACCUCGUCAACUCCACCAGGCUGUACCUCGAGUCCUACGACCAGCCAGGCGCGACGGGCCGCGGCCGCUACAACCGCCGCAUGAGCCCCGUCGUGGCCGCGGGGCAGUGGCGCAAGGGCUCCCAGUGGUUCGACCUGGACCGGGCCCUGGCCACAGACGUGGUCGCCGACCGCGUCUACUUCCCGCUCUUCCGCCGCUUCUGCCGCCGUCGCCACUGCUACGCCGACGAGCACUACCUGCCCACGCUCCUCAACAUCGUCCGGCGCCCGUCGGCGGGGGCCAACCGGAGCCUCACGUGGGUCGACUGGUCCCACGGCGGCUGUCACCCCGCGCGGUUCACGAGGAUGGAGGUCACCGUCGACUUCCUCCGGUGGCUCAGGGAAGGCAGCACGUGCACGUAUAACGGCAGGACCACCACAGUCUGCUUCCUUUUCGCCAGGAAGUUCCUGCCGAACUCGCUCACCAGGUUCUUGAGGUUCGCGCCCAAGGUGAUGGGGUUUGGUUAAAAACCAUCAUGCAUAGACGACGGGGUACAAAUUUUAAGGAUCAGCGUCUAACGUGAUUGACUGAUUGUCUUUGUGAAGGACCUCAAAUCCAUUGAUUCAUUCAUUCAUGUGCAGUCAUAAUUUAAUGUUACUCUUUACUAGCUCAGUAGCUUCGUGUGCAAAUUCUUUUUGAAUUCUCAUUUUGUAAAGAAAAGUGUACAGAGCACCAGAAAGGGGAAACGAUCAAAAGCUCACCAUUGUCUUUAAUAUGAUUUCUUUUGGACAAAAAUUAACUAGCUGGAUUCACUGCU